Molecule: messenger RNA, 690 nt
Organism: Echinococcus granulosus
Lineage: Eukaryota; Metazoa; Platyhelminthes; Cestoda; Cyclophyllidea; Taeniidae
Product: Monocyte to macrophage differentiation protein
Exons: 6
Coding region: 1-690 (229 amino acids)
Cellular component (GO): membrane
Source: RefSeq, a predicted model, not a curated record
AUGACCUUCGUAGUUUCAGUGGGGCACUUUUCAGCCGCAGAAGGAUGGGCCUACCUGCCAACUGGCCUGGAGAAAGUCGCCAACUGCGUUACUCACCUUCCUCUGAUACCCGUCAGUGUCUACCUAGCCGCCAGCCUUAUCAACAAGACAAGGACUUCCACUGAACUACUGGUCGCUGGUAUCUAUGGUUCCGCUCUUGUCUCCCUUUUUGGAGCCUCCUCCGCCUAUCACUUCUGCACCCUUUUCCCCACCAAGAGCCGCUACCACGAUCUCCUGCAUUACUUCGAUCGUCUAGUCAUAUUCGUUUUCAUCGCCGCUUCUUAUACUCCUUGGCUUGUGCUGCGUGAAUUCGAGAUGGACAUUGGUCUCCUCGUACUGAAGGCUAUUUGGACAACUGCUCUAGGUGGUGCUGUAUAUCAGUAUUUUUACCGAGAAAAGUGGAGGCUUUUAGGCCUCAUCUUCUACCUCACACUUGGUUUGCUACCGGCUAUUUCCGUCGCUUAUCUGAAAGAUAUGUCUGGAAUUCGAAUUGUAGCGCUGGGUGGACUGAUGUAUGUCACGGGGACUAUCUUCUUCAGAAUGGACGGUGUGAUUCCAAUGGCACAUGCAAUUUGGCACUGCUUCGUUGCACUGGCUGCCUACAUCCACUUCUCAGCAAUCGACCAGUACCUCUACUCCCACUUAAUUUGA